UUGGUUGUUACUUGUCUUAAAGCCUCAAACAAUGGCGCCGAGCACACUGUUCCAGUCUUCGUUCUUUUUUUGUUUUUAUUCCUCGUGCUCGCCCAGGCCUGGAGUUCUCAACUGCGUGUUUGUACCCACUAUUCCCGCCAAUUAGCUCGCACCCGGAGUCCCUCGUUGGUUGGGCUGUGACAUACGAGCGAUCCUUGGUGCACAUUGCAAUACACUAAUAACCACACCUUGUAUUACCCGUCCUGGUAUAGGAACACAACUUCCAGCGCGUUUGCCUCUCUCUCCAUGCAGCAUCUGGUUGUACUAUAGGCUUGUUCAGAAUGUCCGCUUUUAUCGUCACGUACCCGCCGCUCGGCCAAGUUACGCAGCUCCAGAACUCUGAACUGACGAUCCAUGCGGUUCUGGAGAUUCCUCCUGAAUCUACUACGGAGAAUUGGCAGCUUGCUCUCUGGUAUUCCAACGGAGAUCAGGAGGAAUGGGAAGAAGCAGUCUUAGUUCCCUCUAUCCACGAUGUCCGUCCCACGGAACUACACGAAUCCAUUGGAGCCGCGGCGAGGUUGUACUUCACGACCCGGGUAGUCGUCAGGUCCUCGUUAACCUUCACCAUCAAGUUUCGUCAAGGCACCGAUGACCAAGAAUGGAAAUGGGUUCGCAGCGAGCAGGGCUCGGGUGAUGCCAUUGUGAUCAUCAACCAGAAACCAACUCGAGAGGACGACCCCGAGGACCUGCCUGACCUGAUUCGGGAUCUGAAUCCGGAGCUGGAAUGGAAACGCCACAUGAGCCAGUCUCCUGGAACGCGCCUGUGGACUGUUGAGGCACAAGUACACGGGGCAAAGGAGGAUGAAUCAGCGUUUGUCGAAGUACCACUGGGCAUUCCGUGGGGCGGGCGGUUCCUCAGGUAAGGCG
This is a messenger RNA of Thermothelomyces thermophilus ATCC 42464, 906 nucleotides long. RefSeq lists its product as uncharacterized. Bases 321 to 902 code for a protein of 193 amino acids. The transcript has a single exon. The record is from RefSeq and is a predicted model, not a curated record. Lineage: Eukaryota; Fungi; Ascomycota; Sordariomycetes; Sordariales; Chaetomiaceae.